Magnolia sinica is the source of this 963-nucleotide messenger RNA. RefSeq lists its product as uncharacterized. The transcript is spliced from 4 exons. The record is from RefSeq and is a predicted model, not a curated record. The coding region runs from base 1 to 963 and encodes 320 amino acids. NCBI's taxonomy places the organism in Eukaryota, Viridiplantae, Streptophyta, Magnoliopsida, Magnoliales, Magnoliaceae.
AUGGCCGAGCUAGAUUUUGUUUGGACGUGGGAGGAGUUUGUGGUCUGCUUUGACCAAAAGUUCUUCCCAAAGCAUAUCCGUGAGCAGAGGGCCUUAGAGUUCGAGACCCUGGUGCAAGGUGAGAUGAUGGUGUCUCAGUAUGAGGCCCGAUUUAUUGUGUUGUCUCGUUUUGCCUCCUACAUCAUCGACGACGAGAAGCGGAAGGCUCGCCGUUUUGUGAGUGGCUUGCUUCCUGUCCUUCGCAGUCGUGGCGUGGGACAUCUGUUGACGACAUUUGAUGAGGUCGUGCAUAGGGCCUUGGUUUAUGAGGAGGAUUGGGCCAUGUCAUAUAGGUCCGGAGAGCAGAGUUCCAGUGGAGACCGGAAGAGGAAGGCACCCUCCGGUAGCUCCCACAAUCUGGGCAUCGUAGGCGCAAGUGUCCUCAUCAGCAAAAGCAGUAGAGAGCACCGCAGCUGCCCCUGCCCCAUCCUCCAUAGUAGCAGCAGCAGCAGCAGCGACCCCAGCAUCAAACUCCUAUUCAUAGGCCUCCUCCCCAGUAGCAAAGGCAGCAGCGUAGGCCACCAUAAUGGCCGCAGUAGCAGUAGAGACCGCGGCAGAGGGGACAGAUUCUACGCCGCCCAGCAGGAGCCGCAGUCAUCUUAUGGAGGAGUAGUUGAGGGUAUCCUCCUUAUUUCUUCUUGUGUUGCUCGUGUUUUAUUUGAUUCUGGAGCAUCUCAUUCAUUUGUGGUUGAGGAGUUCUGUCGAACGACAAGUCUACCAUCGAAGUCUGCGCCUAAGGCUUUAUCUGUUUCGACUCCCUUGGAGAAGUUCGGGGUUUUGAGCCAUCACUGUCUUCUUGUUCAGUUUUGGUUUGAGAUCCCGGGUUUGCCGUCGCACCGGCAGAUAAAGUUUCAGAUUAAUUUGGUGCUCGGUACUGUGCCUAUUUCGAAGGCCCCCUACCAGAUGGCACAAUUGGAGUUGUGA